Messenger RNA from Paramecium octaurelia, 5774 nucleotides. NCBI's taxonomy places the organism in Eukaryota, Ciliophora, Oligohymenophorea, Peniculida, Parameciidae. The record is from the annotation of a GenBank genome assembly.
AUGGAAAAAUUAAAAAAGUUCUUUAGAGGAUAUAUGCAAACAAUGUUGUACGGAAUCGAAAUUAGACCAAAAUAUAAAGUAUAAAUUAUAAUAAAGGAUUAGAUGGAUUAUUCAUUCUAUAUAAUUUUGCAUACAAUAAAUUAAUUUUAGUUGCUGGCAAUCAUAUUUCAAACAAGUUAUGAUAAAAGAUAUUCAGAUUUUAAAUUAGACUUUGUUCAAAGUUUCUUAGAAUUUUUUCUAGUUAAUAGCCUUUUAAAAUAGAGCUUGUCUUACUCGUUAGCAUUCAUAAUAAUUACAUUUUCAUUUUUAUCUCAACUGAUUCUAUUUUUAUUUUUAUGCUUUUCAACUGUAAUUCGAUUAUACACUGCUAAUUUGAUAAAGAAUAGUGAUAAAGGCACUUUAAAUAGCAAUAUCUAAAAUUGGGUGAUAUAAUUUAAUGAACUUUUGCAUUGGAUAUUCGUAACUUAUCCAGUUAUCUACUUAUAAAUUGCAGUACUGUCAUUUAGUACAUUAUCAUGUAAUUCAUUAAGUUUGAUUCCUUUUAAGCAAUGCGAAAUCAUACCUUUACUAUAAGUGCUCUCCAUUAUUUAACUUUUAAUUUCUUUUUUUAAUGGACAAAUUUUAAUAUACGCAAUGAGAAAUCACAGAUUCAAUGAAAUCAAUUCUCUAAAAAGAAGAUACUCUAGUUUGUUAUUAUUCAAUAAUACAAUAGUACUGGCCAUUAUAUUUUUCCACUACAAUUACGAAUUUGUAAUACAUUAUUCGAUAAUAGUUUACUCUUUCUGACGCAAUUAAAUAUGUACUAGCUAAUUUAUUUACUAUAAAUCAAAUAAUUGACUAAUUAAACAAUUAUCCUUAUAGAGAUCCAGUUCGACUGCCUGCAAUAACAAUGACUUUCAUAUAAUUUUGGGUCGUCGUGGUUCUGACUAUUUACAGAUUUUCAGAUAAAAUAGAAGAAAACUAAUUGUUCUUCCUCAUGACCAUCCCAUUACCAUUGAUAUAUAUGAUUGGACAAGGAUUGGCAUUGCAAUUUCAUUACUACGCAAUCUUAAAUUCUAAUUCCAACACAUAGAUCAAAGAGAAGCAUUUAAUCAUUACUGCUGAUUAUUUCUAUAAGCUAUAUCUCGAUUACAAUAAAGUAUGUGUAUGACAAAUUAAACUAGAGUUAAGAAUGUUAGAUUAAGUUUCAAUAAUUUAUAAGGAUCCAUAGAUAUUUUUGCAAAAAUAAAAAGUGCUAUUCUUAAGAUUUUAAAUUUAGAUAGGUAGACCUUGAUUAAAAAAAAGACCUUCAUUAAUUAUCUUUAAGUGUCGUCAAAUGCAUAUUUAAAACUGCUUAAUUAUGGUUAUUUUCGUUGUAAUUUAUUUUGAUUAAUUGAAUUAGAGCCAAUUAAAAUUAAGAUUUAUAGUUUGAAUAACUGCAACUACAAUAUAUCAGUUUUGUGUCUGAUAUAGUCUAAAAGCCAUUACUUGGAUAUUUGGAAUUAAGAAAAUACCAAAACAGUAAAAACAAUAACAAUUCUAUUUAUUUUAUUGAAAUAACAAACAAAUUAGCAGAUCAACUUCAAGUCUAAAUUUUGGAUAAUUAACAAAGAAAAACAUCCAGAGAUGUACUAAUCUAAGAAUAGAAAAGUUAAUUGAUAGAGAUUUCAUUAUAAUAACAAUGGUGGACCCAAAAUUUGUAUGAAAGCUUAUUGAAUGAUUAUAUUUACUUACUUGAUUAAAAGGUUGACCAUUGGAAUAACCUAAUGAUUGGAUAUCAAAGUCUGAAUCCUUUCUAAUAGAAUACCCAAUAAUUAUGUGCUAAAAUAUAAUAAGUAUUUUAUAAAGGAAUGCUAUUUUAGUUGAAAAUUUAAUUGGAAAAAUACAUUGGAGUGCCUGAAGAAUGGUUUGAUUUAAAAGUCACUACUAGCAAGGGUCAUUAAGUUAAAAAAUUAAGUCAUGCUCAAUUAAAUAUAAAUUGUAUCACACUCAAACUAUAUUCCUUAUUCUAUUCUAUAAUGAUGAACGAUUAUGAUAGAGUAAUUUAAUAAUAAAUAUCUUAGUCCUUCUAUAUCGAAUAGUACGUUAAAGAUCUUACAUCAAAUGAUAGAUAAAAAGAAAUUGAUAUUAUUGACAAUUUUUCUUUGUUAAAUGAUAGAACUACUAUUAUACUAGUUAGUCUAGUUAAAAACAAGGGGAAGAUAGUUAAUAAGAACCAGUUAGCAUUAGCUAAUUUCUUUUAAUAUGUAGAUAGUAAUAAUUUUAAAGAUAACGUUUCUAAUAUUCAUAAAUUAUUACCAAAAUCUAUUAUGCCAGCACAUGAAUUAUUGAUUGAUUAAUAUAUGCAAAGAGGAUAUAGUUAGUUUUUUGUUAAAAAGAUUAGUGGAUAUUAUGAAAAUGCUAAAGGAUUCAUUCAAAAAUCAUAUAUAAAAUUGGGGAAUUUAUUUGAAGAGUUGGAUGAUUAUGUUAUAACUGCAUCAAUAUUAAAAUGUAAUUUAUCAAAUUAAACCAUUUUAUUUGAUAUUGAGGGCAAAAUUAUUGGUAUAAGUGAAAAAUUGUAUGAUCUUAUUAAAAAAAUCAAUCCUCAAAUUUAAGUAGAUUUUUUUAAAGAGUUUUGCAGGGUAUUUUUAAUAUUUCCGUCAAUAUUAUCAUCAUUAAAGCAGAUGGAAUAAUAACAUAAAGAAAAAUAAGAUGAAUACAUAUUGGACAAUGAGGAUACUUUAUUAUACAUUCCUUUUAAUUUGAUUGAACUUAAUUCACUGUUUAUCAAGGAAUAAUAUGAUAAAUUUGGAUAAAAAGUUGAUUUUGGAUUGGAAAGCGAGAAUUUGAGUUCAUGGAGAUCUUGGAAAAGUUUGACAAAAAGUCUAUAUUCUUAGGAUAAUAAUAAAGACAAAAACCAUUUGUAUAAGAUAACUGAUUUAGAGAAUAUCGAGUUUUCUCUAUAAUUUAUGUAAAUUCAUAAAGAAUUGUUCUAACAAUUUACAAUUCUAAAAACAAAAGUAAAGCUACAAUAAUAACUACUAAAAGUAAAGUCAUUUUAAUAUAGCUUUUUUGUCUUAGAAUUAGAUCACAUAACUGAAAUAAAUUCUGAAAAUAAGUAUUUUAAUAAAUACCCAAGUAUUAACAAAAUUAUAGAAUUUUAACUCAAUGCAGGUUAAACUGUAGUAUUUAAUAAGACUUACCCUGAUAGUCAUAUAGAUAGUUUAGAUAGAUCAAUUAAUAACUUUAAUAUAAAUUAACAACUUUAUGACUAAAAAUAUAUCAAAGAAUUGAGAAAAUAAUAAAAAUCUUAAUUUUAGAAUGAGAAAUCUAAACAAAUUAUGUACAAUGAAGUUAAAUCUAAAGAGUAUGAAGAUAGGAUAAAUGAUGAAUACAAUAAUUUAUCUCUAACUAUAUAGAGAGAUAAAGGGCCAUAACUAUGGUAGAUCCCUCUUUAGAAAAUAGACUAAGAUGAUGAAUUUGAAUUUUAGAUGAUAGAUGGUCAUUUUAGAGUAUAUAAUUCAUUAAUUAAUCUAGUAAUUUGAGUAGGACCAAGAAAUACAAUAACAAUAAUUAUAAUAAUCAAGUAAUCUUAGGAACUUAAGCAAAGAUAAAGAUGAAUCUUAAAUAGACGUUGAUUAAAACUAAGCCAAGAAUUCCUCAGAUCAUGAUCAUGAGGUUGUGAAGGCAGAUUUGAUGGAGAUAUUAUAAUUAAAUAGAUAAUUGAAAAAAAAGAAUAAGUAAUUUUCAUAGUCCAUAAUAUAGUGAAUAUGAGGAGGAAGAGAAUAAAUAGAAAAGGUCUGUUAGUUCAUCUCGUACAAGUUCAUCUAAGUCUCCAUCUAUGUUAAUUAGAUAGCUUUAUUCAAUAAAUACUUUCCAAGGGAAUAUUAAAUUAAUAGUUCUUAGCGUACUUUUGAUAGCUAUUCUAUUUCUAUGCUUAAUAUUUGUAAAAAUGUAAAUAAUACAAUGUAUGAUUAUCUAUAAAUUUAGAAAAUUACAAUGUUCUUUAAACUAACAUCAAUUACGUAACUUUUCCAGAAACCUUAAAUUUUUAUUUUAUUAAAACUGCAUAUAUUUCAUGGAUGUAAUUGACUUAAGAAUUGGAACUUGUAAAUUACAGCGAUUUUAUUUAGAAAUAAUAUGAAUAAGAACUUUAAUCUAUGAAAGAAAUAAUAGAUAUUAAAUUAAAUGAGCUCUAUUAAGGAAUUAUUUAAUAUGAGGAUCAAAUAAUAACUAAUGAAUUAUAACUGAUAAAUAUCAAUGAAUAUGAAGCAUAAACUUAAUAAUUAGAUCUCACAUAGCUAAUUUAGUUAAUUCAAAUUCAUGCAUUCAAUUUCAUCGACAAAUUUAGCAAUAUUACCAGUUAUAAGGAUGUGCUAUUUUUUCGACUGAAUAUGCCAUACAUAUAUCAAUUCGCUUUUAAAUAUAUCACCUUGUUAAAUGAAAAUCUUGUAUAUUAUGAGGACAAAAUAAUUAACGAUGUUAUAUAAAUUACUAUGAUAAUCUUGGGCAUAGUAACUGGCAUAAUUCUAUAUGUCACAUUUUAGAUUUAAAAUGUUACUAUGUAUGAGAAAUAAAUAUUAAUGCUGAUAUCAAGAGUAUCAUACAAAGCUGCAGAAGAAACAAUCGAUAAAUUGUUAGAUAUAAAGUCUGUGCUUUCAGAACCAACUUAACUGGUGUGGAAGAAAAUAAAUUUCUUUGAUCUUAAUUAUGAAGGUAAAGAAAAUAAUAACGAUUAAAAUAAAAUGAUUGUAGCCAAGAGCUUAAAGACUACUUCAGCUUCGAGAUCAAAUUAUCAAAAUACAAAGACUAAAUCAAAGUCUAAACGAAAUUAUCAAAGCAACUCUCUGGCUUAAAGGAUAUAUGAUUUAAGUUUGGUUAAUAAAAUGAACUAUAUUUACUUGAUCGUGGCAUGGUUAAUAUUUUGUCUUUUUAUUAUUGGCUCUAUUCUUGUGACAGUAAAUUAAGUUUCUGAUAUUAAACCAACACUCAAUUUAAAUUUACAGUUGAUUAGAUUCAAAUUUAGAUUUGAUUCAUUAAUUGUUUAUAGUGAAGUCAUUAAAUCUGAAAAGAUAAUAGAAUAAUAUCUACAAAAUUAAUAUAAAAACUUAGACAUGUAAAUAGAUGUCAUAAUUGAUCUAUUUAAUUAAUAAUAUAAUGGAUUUCAAGAUAGUAUGAAACAAAUAUACGAUUCUCUUAUUGGAAAUUCAGGAUUGAUGUAAACAUAAAAAACAGAAUUACUCAUGUAUUUUGAAUAAAGCUUAUGCAAUUUCAUGAGUUCAGAAAUUCCAUUUUGUAAUAUUCAAAUUCAAAGUGAUAUUAAUUUUACUGUUCCUAAGAGUUUCAUAGAUCAAUAUGGUUAACCUGUGGCAGAAGACAAUAAUUAUGAAUAUGUUUCUGGAGGAAUAAUUAAUAUGGUAUAAGAAUUCAGUAAAACACUGCAGAUGUACUAUUACACUGAAUUAGCCAAUAAACAUUUAAGUACCGAUAGUGCUCAUGAAAUAAGUCAAUAUCUGAGAUCUAAAGUACAUACAACGUAAUAGGUCGAGUAUUUUCUGGAUACUGGAAAAUUAUUAAGCACUGUUGGAUAUAAUUUAUUUGAAUAGAAUUAAUCGAAGUUAAAUUAGGCAACCACUCUUACUUAAAUAUAUGUCUAUCUGACUGGAUUAAGCGUAUUUCUCAUUUUUAUUCUUAUAUCUUAUCAAUGGAUAAAACAAAUAACAGCAAGACUUUAAUUAAUGAGAUUGAGUUUGACUCUUAUUCCCUAUGAUAUUUUAUUAGAACCAAAGACUAUAAGUUCACUCAAAUAAUUGUGA